Molecule: messenger RNA, 1692 nt
Organism: Rotaria sordida
Lineage: Eukaryota; Metazoa; Rotifera; Eurotatoria; Philodinida; Philodinidae
Source: the annotation of a GenBank genome assembly
AUGUCAAAUCUUGUUGAAUUACAAUUUUUUCAUGCUCCACAACCACAUAUAAUUAACACUCAAAUUCAAAAACAACAACAACAACAACAACCUGCUAGCAAAUUUGUCAAUCGAUAUCUUUCUACAGCUGCACAAUAUCUUAAUAGAACAAAGAGCUUUCAUCUACCGACAACCAAUAAUAAUCAAGAAUAUAUAGCUGAUAAAAAUAUACUUACAAAUAAUCUAGCAAAAUCUACACCAGCUAAUAUGGAUCAAAUAAAUACUUCAAUAAAUAUAAAUGUACAUUCAAAUGAUUUAUUAAUGCCUAUAAAUGAAACAAAUUCAUCUAGUUUACCUUUAAAUUAUAAUAAUAAUUCGAUUGAUGGCAAUAAAUCACAAGGUUUUGUCAAUACAUUACGUCGAUCAUUACGAAAAAAUAAAGAACGUUUUUAUAAUAAACGAUCGACAACGAUGAAAUCAUGUCAUUCAUUGAAUGCUUAUGAACAAGCAAUGAAUAAUCAUCAAAAUAUUCAUGCAAAAAUAUCAAUGACACCAACUUUACUUUGUCGACAUCAACGUUUAAUAAAUGAUAUUGAAAAAUGUUCAUUAAGAAAUAUUAUAAUGGAUAACAAUCAUGAUAAUCAAAUACAAUCGAGAAAAGUAACAGUUAUGUCUACAGCUUUAUCAUGCAUGUAUUACGAUAAAACAAAAUCUCCACUACAACCUUUAACAAUCAAUGGACGUGAACAACGAAAUCGUCUAUUAGCUAAUGGACCUCUUGCUCAACAGCAAUUAACAUCUAUUAUACCACCGACAACAUCUCUUCAAUCUCUUUCACCUCUAAAUACAACAAUAAAUUCACUAGGAAAUAUAACAGCAAAUAUGGAACAACAAUCACUUAGUUCAGAUUAUGAUGAAAAAGAAAAAUUAAAAAAUGAUUUACAACAAUUAAAAAAUGAAUUACAAAAAUCAAAAGAAACUAUAACACGAUUACAAAAAAGUGAAGAACAAAUGCGUGAACGAUUAGCUGAACAAGCUCAACGUCAAUUAGAAAAAGGUGGUAAAUUUGAAGAUUUAAAUCAAAUAUCUCGUCCAACUGAAUUAAUUCGUUCAUAUAAUUCUCUUUAUUCUCAAGCACGAAUCGAUGCACUUGAUGCAUUAGAUAAUGUUCGUGAAAUGUCUGAUGCUGAAGAUCUUAAAUCAAAAUUACUUUUUUCUGUUGUUGUUCUUGCUUUUCGUCAUGCACAAAAUCAAGCAAAAGAUAUACGAAAUAAAAUUAAACAAAUUCUUCAAUUAAGUAAUGAUAAAAAUUCAAUAACAAUAGAAGAAACAAUUGAAAAAUAUCUAAGAAGUACAAUACAAAAAUAUGAUGUUGGAAAAAUUGCAUAUGAAGUUGAAAAUCAAUUAUGGGCUACAUUAUAUGAUUAUCCAGUAUUGAAAACUUGUAAUGAAUUACUUAAAUAUAUUAAUUCAGCAUGUCGAACAGCAUGGGGCCUUGUCAAUCAAAAUCCACCUUUUUAUAUUGAAUUUCAAACAAUAAAAUAUGAUAAACAAAUUCAUGAACGUUUUCAUACAUCUGAUAAUGAAAGUGACACAAUUAUUGAAUAUAUAUGGCCAUGUUUAAUUGAUGGACGUGAUCGAAUAUGUGUUGCAAAAGGUGUUGUUAUAACUGAUGAACGUUAUUUAUCAAUAUCAAAAAAUAUUUCAUCUUAG